AAUGAAACGCCGUAUCAGAGAUUACUGGGCACGUCGGGGGAUUUUGAAUUUUCAGCAGCAUCACUAUUGUCUUUCCGAGCGAAGUGGCAAAAGUACCGCUUUUGGGUGAGUUCGGAUUUCUAGAUACAACUUUUUUAUUUGUAGCAAGUUGGUAAAGCAGAUAGUUAAAUUGGACACAAUAUUGUUUUGAACAAGUCCGCUGUGACUUUUACUUUGUUUACAUUCGAUAUGAAUAACAGUCUAGCUAGCGCUAAAUUAGGCUAGCCAACGGUAGUUUGACUAGCUAGCUAGCUAGUUAGUUAGCUAUCUAAGCUAAAGUGCAUAAAAGCAGAGGAAUAAUAUAUUUGAUAAAAGGCAGUAGAGUUAUACCUCAGUCAUAACCAAGACAUAUGAUUAAAAGCGAGUCAGUAGCAGAGAGUUUGAUUUUUGUUUUUGAAAGUUAAUGAUUCUCCACUAACGAAAAGUAUGCGAUACAUUUUAUUAAAAUUAUUGCUAAAUAUCACAUCCAUAAAAAUACAUUUUUAGGGAAAAGACCAUCUUAUUCAGUAUUUUUUAAGGUGUGCUUAAAUAAUUACUUUGGCACAUUGAAUAGUAUGCUCUGUAAGAAUAAGGUAUUUAAAUCAAUUGAUACUCUUAAGCUUUUCAAAAAAGAAGUUGAACUUAAAAACCCUGUAUGAGUUUCUGUUUUUAUCUGUUUGAUAUUUUGUGUAAAAAAUAAUAAUUACGAAGGAUGUAUAGAUUUUUAUAACACAUUUGAAUUUGUAUCCUUCAAAAUGUAUGGAAUUUCAAUAUUAGCAGAGAACUUGUAUUCAUACGUCCUAAUAGUUAGUUAUGCAUGUAUGUGAACUGUGAUGAUCAAACACUAUUUACUGAGUCAAACCUGUCAGCUAAACUUUGUCACACUAGUAGCCCUAUAAAUAUGAUUCCAAAUUCCUUAUCAUUUUAUAUUAACUUUCACAUUUGGAAAUUGUAAAAAAAUAAAUAAAACAUCAAUAAAAAAAAAAAGACUAUCCAAAUUGUGACAUUUUAUAUAAAACAUAAUGAAUCUAGCUUACUAUUUAACUAGCACUGCCUCCAUUCAAAUAUGCUCAGCAAACUAACAUCUCCCCUCCCAGGAUAUGCUGGUUGAGGCUUGACAUAGCUAGCUACAGAUAUUGAAGCAGGAUGAGCUGGGCAGUGGAGGAGUGGAAGGAUGGUCUUUCAGGCAAAGCCCUGCAGAAGAUACAAGAGAUUGAGGGACAGCUGGACAAGCUGAAGAAGGAGAGGACUCAGAAACAGUUCCAGCUCGACGCACUGGAGGCUGCUCUACAAAAACAGAAACAAAAGGUUGGUGACUUAAGUUAUGAUGUUGAAUUCCAAAACAUUAACUAUACUUUCUCCUAGGGGGAAUUUGUGUUUUGGCAUUCAGUUUGUGUGUUUGACAUUCAAAGUUGUGUGUUCUCCAGGUUGACAGUGAGAAGACCGAGGCGUCGGCUAUUAAGAGGGAGAACCAGGCCUUAGUAGAGUCAUGUGACGCCCUGGAGAAGGCCCGUCAGAAGGCGACCCAUGACCUGGGGGUCAAAGUGCAACAGGUCAGCAACCUGGAGGGUCAGCUCGGCACCAGCAAGAAGACCAUAGAACGACUGGAGCAGGAACUCAAGAAGUGAGUCGUUUGCUCAGUACUACUGUACACCAGGGCUGUACCAGAUAUACGUUGGCUUUGUGCACAUACUGUAGAUGGUUAGCUAGCCUAGGAAUAGGAUAGUUUAAAACAUGGUAAUAACACUGUAUUCCUCUCUACAGAUAUAAGAAUGAAAAGGACCGUUCUCAGCCCUCCCACUCCUCUGAUGUACAGUCCUACAGCACUCCUCAGAAGACCUUGGCCACUCCUGCUGCUACCCCCAGCUUCAGACAGCAUGGUAGAGCCCACUUCCUCUGUGUAUUUGUCAAGGUGCAGUUGUUGCCAGGGUUCCAUUUAAAACCAAAAAGUAAACAAAAUUCUGAUUCCAAUUCCAAAUAUUCCUCUUUGAAAAACAUUGGAGAGAAUUUCAGUGUACUUCCUGAAUUGACUGGAAUUUAAAUGAAAUUGACCCCAACCCUGGUAGAAGGUGCCAUAACUAGUAUAAUCUGUCUGUUUUAAAUGCAUGGUCAUGGUGUGAACAGUUUCUCUCCCUCCCAGACUCCAGGCUGGAGGACCUUCAGGAGAGACACAACCAGGAGGUGGAAGAGAGGAAGAGACUGGAAGCCGAACUCAAAAUCACACAGGUCAAAGUGAGUUGAAAUGCUCAGUAGCACCACCACACAGUCCGAUGCAGUGCAGGGGCUACAACUGGAGUGGUUUUGUUAGCAUGAUAAUCCACUAUGACACUCUGGAACUGAAAGGUUGCUGGUUCAAAUACCCGAGUCGACAAGGUGAAACAUCUUUCGAUGUGCCCUUGAGCAAGGCACUUAACCCUAAUUUGCUCCAGGGGCGCCGUACUACUAUUGCUGACCCUGUAAAAUAACACAUUUCACUGCACCUAUUUUUAUUUUUUAUUUAACCUUUAUUUAACUAGGCAAGUCUGUUAAGAACAAAUUCUUAUUUACAAUGACGGCCUACACCGGCCAAACCCGGACGACGCUGGACCAAUUGUGCGCCGCCCUGCGGGACUCCCAAUCACGGCCGGUUGUGAUACAGCCUGGAAUCGAACCAGGGGGUCUGUAGUGACGCCUCAAGUACUGAGAUGCAGUGCCUUAGACCACUGCGCCACUCGGGAGCCCACACCUAUCCGGUGUAUGUGACAGUAAAACAUAUAUACCUGUUGAACCGGUCAUAUAAGCCAAAGCGUUGUUGUUGCUUUGAAAAAGCAUCACAAAUGGGAUGUACAGAUGCGGUCAAAAGUAUUGGCACCCUUGCAUAAUUCACUAUUUCUUCUAAAAUAGUUUGAAAUGGAAAAAACUGUUGGUGUUUACAGGUGUAUUUGUUUGAUUUACAACUGCAGAGGACCAAGAAUAAAAAAUCUAAACUGAAAUUGUGAUUUUUCACUAAAAAAAAUAUUUUAAGUAAAAAAAAUGGCCUGCACUAAAUUAUUCUAAUUGGAGGCUGAUUCUCGUUUAUUCUGUAAUUUAAUUCACCUGUAGUGCAGGUGCCUAUAGGUAAAAAUAGCCAUUCAACCAUUUACAAAUAAAAGUAACAAAAUAUAUACAACAUUCUGCUCCGUUGUAAAUUGCACGGGUGCCAAUAUAUUUGACUACGUAUGUAUGGUAUAAUACUGGUCCCUGCCGGAUUUCACUGCGUUUUUGAAAAAUAUUUGUGGACAAAAAUGCUUGACUUUGCUGUUAUUAAAAAAAAAUCCAAUUGUCAAAAAAAUGCACUGAUGGGGAAAACGUUUUUGGGCGUGACUUGAUUAAACCAUUUUGUGCGGUGAUUAGUUAAAAUUGCGAGCCCUCUUUUUGUAAUGCGGUGAGCAGACAGUUUUAUGCUGUAAUAUUGCAGUGAUUUGUCCAAUUUGCAAGCCCACGCGUAAUAUGCGGGGAAUUGUUGGUUUUGCACACCAAAAAAUUGCAACUGCUGGAGGGACUGUAAUACGAUACGUAGUGAUACGUGGUUCUGUCUCGUUUUCUAGCUGUUGAACCAGUCGUCCGUCAGUCAUAAGGACAUUGCCGCCCGGCAACAAGCAGGCUCCUCCAUAUUCCCAUGGCAACAGCAGGACAAGGGCCGCCAGUCCCAGGACACCAUUGAAACGCCCCUGACGAGACGAGCAGUGGGCGGGACAUCCACUGGCGGCUUCCUGUGGAACACAGAGGAUACACCAAUCAAACCCAUCCAGCGAAUCAGCACAUCUGUAUCCCAGUUUGACUCUGAUGGCUCCUCCUCCCAGCAGAUGGAACAGCUGAGGACACUGAAUCAAGGUUAGGCCACGCCCUGUUAUACUAAUAGUAUUGUUUACAAACCCGGGCCGGGUCACAGUCAGUAGGCACAUUCCUGGCCGGGUCACAGUCAGUAGGCACAUUCCUGGCCGGGUCACAGUCAGUAGGCACAUUCCUGGCCGGGUCACAGUCAGUAGGCACAUUCCUGGCCGGGUCACAGUCAGUAGGCACAUUCCUGGCCGGGUCACAGUCAGUAGGCACAUUCCUGGCCGGGUCACAGUCAGUAGGCACAUUCCUGGCCGGGUCACAGUCAGUAGGCACAUUCCUGGCCGGGUCACAGUCAGUAGGCACAUUUGUGAGAAAACGCUUUGUAACGGAAAAACAAAAUGUUCUGACUGGAGAAACUCGGGAAGUGUAGUCACGUCUCCUUGUUUCUCAAUGUUUGGUCCUGUUUUUUUUUGUCCUGUCAGAGCUGAAGAGUAAAGUGUCUGAGCUGGAGCAGCGUCUGCAGUCACAGGAGAAGGACACGAGGCUGCAGAGCGGCAGGCUCCAAGAGCUACAAGGCCAGCUGGACCAGGCUAGGAGAGACCUGACAGACAGAGACAAGACCCUGGGCAAGAGCAGGGAUGAACUUAGCAAGGCUACCACUCAGCACGAACAAGCUGUCGCCAAGGUAGAGGAUAUGUGGAGUAUUAAAAAAAUAACAUAAUUUGCUAAUGCAUACCUGUUGUGUUUCUGAGGGCUGUUUUGAACACAAGUAAAUGAAUGAACCAUUACUUUGUCUCCUCCCAGUGUGUGUCAGUGGAGCAGAAAUUGAAGCAGGUCUCUGAGGAGAUGUCCUGCCAGAGGCACAAUGCUGAGAGCUGCAGACGAGCUCUGGAACAGAAGGUCAAGGACCAGGAGAAGGAGAGCCAGAAGGUUUGCUGCUUUUGUCCUUUCAGACUUUGUAGUUGAAAUUAAUACUGUGAAUCCACCUGUGGCAACUUCAAUCUCUGUUACCCAUGUUUGUUUUUUGUGGAACAGCUGUUGCUGAAAGGAGGUGUAUUAAUGUAUGUUUCCUUGUGUUUGUGUGUAGGAGCUGGCCCACCUCCAGAACAGCCACCACGCCCUAGAGCAGCAGUUUAACCAGACCAAGACCAAGCUGAACCAGGAGAUACAGCAAGCCAAGAAAGACCACAACAUCCUGCAGGCUGAGAUGGACAAGGUAAUGUAAUACGUUGUGAUUAUGGGCUGGAGUUAUUCAUUUCUACACGUUACUGCCAACCACUCAAAGAUCACUUCCUGUUACCAAGUAUGUCAUUUCCCUCCCUGCCCUCUGCCAGGUGUCAUGCCAGAGGAGCCAGCUGGAGAGAGACCAGGAGGAGCAGAAACAGAAGCUGCUGAGGUCGGAACAGAGCCUACAGGCCAGCCAAAACAAGGAGCAGGACCUCAGGAAGAAAUUUGAGGUGUGCCAUGAUUUAUGGAAUUUCUCUUUAAACCUGUUAUGUAUUCCUCUGUAACGUGUUCAUUUGUGGAAAAAUGUGCUGGACUAAAUAAACCAAAAAACACAAUGAAACCACACACACACACACAAAAAGUACUAUUUUAUUAGAUGCACACAAUGUUUCACACCUAGCCUGGGUGGUCUUUUUUUUGGGGGGGGGGGGGGGGGGGGGGGGGUAGAUCAGCUUAAAAUUGCAGAUAGAUUGUAACUUCCAUCAAUGUAAUUGUCUGCAUCACUUCCAAUCCCCCAUGUUUUUUUAUAUAUAUACUCCCCUUUAUUACUUUUCAACCCCUGGGUGGUCUUUUGAGGAAAUGUGUACGUCCUCCAUCUUGGAACCAGAGCUAUGCUCCAUCUUGAAACCAGAGGUAAUCUGAUUGUGUGUUUAACUUGUCCAGGAGAUGCAGAGAGAGAAGAACGUUGUGAGCGCCCAGCUGGACCAGGGCAGCAAGAGGCUGUCUCAGCUGGAGGAGGAGAGGAAGACCUCUGAGCAGAACCUCAAACGCACCCAGAGCAUGCUGGAUGACUUCAGAGGUAGGUUGUUGUUGUUUCUUUACCUUUAUUUAUCCAGGUACUCAUUGCGAUAAAAUCUCUUGUUUAAGAGAGACCUGGUGCAUGGUCUCCAAACCUAUCUAUUAUGAUUUAGCAAUGUAAAAAAAAAAAUAAUGUGUUUGAAAUACUAAAUUGUGAUGUGUUUGAUGUGAUGUGUUUGAUGCCUUGUCAUAUCUCUAGUUUUAGCUUCCUCACAUUAGAUGUUGUUUCUGUUUGGCUGUUGUUCAACAGCCAAAAAUGAAGCCCAGUGCGACGAGCUGAAAGGACUUGUCACUAAACUGGAAAGCCAGACCAGAUCGUCAGCCCAAGAUCUAGAGAACCUAAAGAAAACGCUCGCAGACGCAGAGACCAAGAAUGACAAGACUCAGAGUGAACUGAAGACACACAAACAGGAAGUGGAACAGAUCACAAACAAACACAACGCUCUGGAGAAGGAGAUCCAGGAGCUGAAGACAACCCUGACCACCACACAGAGCGAGUGUGUGCAGCUGAAGAAGGAGUACGAGACACUUCAGGGAUGGAAAACAGAGAAGGAGACACUCGUUAAUGAGACUGAGGCUGUGCAGCAAGGCUUUGCUGACAAAAUCACUGAGCUGGAGAAGAGUCUGGGCUCGUUGAACGACGAUAACAGUGGUCUAAUGGAGCAGCUGAAGACUCUGGAUGCUGAGAAGGCUUGUCUAUCGGGGCAAGAUCGACUCCCUGAAGGGAGAACUCCUCAACAAGUGCACCGACCUGGAGGAGAAGGGCCACAUGUACGAAGAGCUCCAGAAACAGCUGGAGGAGUCUGACCAGAAACACUCCAAUGACCUGGACAACGUUGGGUUACAGGUGACCCAGCUGGAGGGACAGGUGAAGGACCUGGAGUCCAGGCUGCAGGUGGAGACUGGCAGGGCGGAGCGGGCCGAAAGGUCUCACACUGUUCUCCAGGAGCAGUACCAGGCGGCCUGCGACCUGGCCCGGUCUAAAGAUGCUCUGGUGGAGUUGGGCCAGAGCGAAGUAGCCCAGCUCCGGGAGAGCCUGGCUCAGAUCACGGCCCUGCAGGAGGAACAGCUGGCCAGGUUUACCCAGGAGAAGAGCACCCUCCUGAAGGAGUGUGAGGAAAGCGUAGCGGCAAAGGCAGACGAGGCUGAGCAGGCCAAGCUGAGCCUGGUUAAGAUUCAGCAGGAGCUGCCAUUCCUCCAGGACCAGGUGGCUUCGCUGGAGUCCAACCUGAAGAUCCAGAAAAGUUUGGGUGUUGCCCUACAGGCCAAGUAUGACAACCUUGUCAAUACUAAAGAGGAUCUUGUGGAGAAGCUUUCCGAGGCAGAAAAGCGAGGGGAAAGUCUUCAGGGUGAAGUCAAUAGCCUCUCAGAGCAGGCGAAGACUGUCGGCUCUCUACAGGAGCGCUGUGAUAAUCUGACAGCUGCGGCACAGGAGACCAUAAGCGCUCUGCAGAACAUGACCGAGACCCUGACCCAGACUGAGACAGAGCUGCAGACACUGAGAGACAUGGUUGAGAAACUGGAAGCUCAGCUGAGCGAAGCUGAGACAAAGGCCUCAAAUCUUGAGAGGGACAAGGCAGAGAUGGUAGAGAAGAUCCAAAGGGAAGCUGAAGAGGUUUCUGUGAAGUAUCAAAGCCUUCAGGACUCCCAGGAAGAGGAGAGGAAUGGUUUGCUGAAGAAGAUCUCUACAUUGAAGCACAGACUCGCUGAGAAUGACGCUGCUUCCACCCAGCUGUCUUCUGAUCUGAAGAACUCCCUAGAAGCGCUGCAGAAGACCCACUCUGCUGCCGUGGAGCUCAACUCCAACUUGGAGAGCAGCCUGGUGGAGAAAACAAACCUAAUCUCCUCUCAGGAGAAGGAAGUCAAAGAGCUCUCAGAGAGACUCCGUAAGGAAACCGAGAGCCAUGUUACAGAGAUGGAGACUUACCUCCAGAAACAGAGAGGCCUGAAGGAGCAGCUUGAGAUUGUAAAGAGCCAGCUGGAGAGUAAAAGCCAGGAGGCAGCCGAGGCUGAGGAGAAGUGGGAGAGGGCCUCACUAGAACUGUCUAAGCUGAGAGAAGAUUUGUCUUCUGCCAGAAACAGUGUCGAUGAGAAAGGCCGUAAGAUCAAGAGUCUGAAAGAGAGGUUGAACCAGGCUGAGUCUGAACAAGACAAAGCUACCGAGGCCCUGAAAGAGAAGGUCAUCAGCAUGAACAAGAUCAAGGUCCAGCUGGAGAUGCUUCAGAUGGACCUGGAGGACAAUGAGGCCUGCAUGAACUCCUUUGACACCCAGAUAGAGGAGCUCAAAGGAACCGUGGAGGAACUCCGAGGAACCGUGGCCUCUCUGGACGGGAGACUGGAGGAGAGCGCGACGCAGAGGUCCACCUUGGAGACCGAGCUGGGCUCUGUCAAAGAGCAGCUGUCAGAGAAGAGCUGUGAAGUCACCCAGCUGACAGCAAGUCUCGAAGACGCUCGCCAGCAGGCAGGUUUAGUGGAAUCACUCCAGGCCACUGUCGAUGGGCUGAUGGAGACUCUGGAGGAGGUGGUUAGAAAACACAGCCAUCUGGAGAUGGACAUCAUUCAGCUCACUGAGGAGAAGGAGCAGUUGACUGUGGAGAAGGAGUAUAUGACUGUGGAGAAGGAGCAGUUGACUGUGGAUAAGGUGCAGUUGACUGUGGAGAAGGAGCAGUUGACUGUGGAGAAGGAGCAGUUGACUGUGGAGAAGGAGCAGUUGACUGUGGAGAAGGAGCAGUUGACUGUGGAGAAGGAGCAGUUGACUGUAGAGAAGGAGCAGUUGACUGUAGAGAAGGUGCAGUUGACUGUGGAGAAGGAGCAGUUGACUGUGGAGAAGGAGCAGUUGACUGUGGAGAAGGAGCAGUUGACUGUGGAGAAGGAGCAGUUGACUGUGGAGAAGGAGAACGGGAGACAGUUGACUGUGGAAGGAGAGUGACUGGAGAAGGAGAUUGACUGUGGAGAAGGAGCAGUUGACUGUGGAGAAGGAGCAGUUGACUGUGGAGAAGGAGCAGUUGACUGUGGAGAGGCAUUGACUGUGGAGAAGGAGCAGUUGACUGUGGAGAAGGAGCAGUUGACUGUGGAGAAGGAGCAGUUGACUGUGGAGAAGAGCGUUGACUGUGAGAAGAGAGUGACUGUGGAGAGAAGGGAGCAGUUGACUGUGGAGAAGGAGCAGUGCUGUGGAGAAGGCAGUUGACUGUGGAGAAGGAGCAGUUGACUGUGGAGAAGGAGCAGUUGACUGUGGAGAAGGAGCAGUUGACUGUGGAGAAGGAGCAGUUGACUGUGGAGAAGGAGAUUGACUGUGGAGAAGGAGCAGUUGACUGUGGAGAAGGAGCAGUUGACUGUGGAGAAGGAGCAGUUGACUGUGGAGAAGGAGCAGUUGACUGUGGAGAAGGAGCAGUUGACUGUGGAGAAGGAGCAGUUGACUGUGGAGAAGGAGCAGUUGACUGUGGAGAAGAGGCAACUCGAGGCUGACUUGCAGAGGCACGGUCUGAAUGCUGGAGACGAGAGGGACGCGGUCAAACAGGAGAACGAGUGUCUCCAGCGUACGCUACAGAGCCUGACGGAGAACUACGAGGCUGUUCAGGCUGCGUUUGAGAGAGCGACCCGGCAGAGCGAGGACCAGGCCAGAGAGAGGCUUGGAAAGUUUGAGAGGGAACAAACAGAGCUCCACCAGAGACUGAGUGGACUGCAGGGUGAACUGGCCCUGUUCAAGGAGCAGUAUGACAGCCUGAUGACACAGGUAAAUCGAAAAGAGAGAGAACUAAUUGUUUAUGUAAUUUGGGGAUUUAGUUUUUACUGUUUAUUUUACCAAGCAGGUCAAAUUCUUAUUUACAAUGAUGGCCUGUAUUGUAUAGGUCCUUGGGAGUAAAAUGUUUUUAGGAAAUUGAAAUGCAUUAUAAUUAUUAUGACAGGCAAGUCAGCAGCAGUCCCUCAUAGAGCAGCUUCAGACCAAGAGAGACCAGACGGUCUGUACAGGAGCGGUGGACGGACCGACUUCCAGACAGACGUCAGGCUCCUUCGUCAACGUCAGCUUACCCCUAAAAGACGAUACUGAGGAGAUGAAACCCACAGGUUUGUUGAUGAUGAUAUGUUAAGACAUUGAAUUUGUAGUAGCUAUGCUUUCCAUUUACACAGAUGUUGAUGUACAUGUUAAUAUAAUAAUAUAUACGCUUUUAUCCAAAGUGACUUAGGAAAUGCUAUUGAUGUGGGGGGGGGGGGGGGGUUCACAAUGAUUGACUUUAUUUCAUUGAUCUCAUCAGCGGCUGAGCAAUCAGAUGACCUCCACAACUCUGAGGUACCUCUACAGCCAGGGAGGGACCUCAACGAUGAGCCGGCUGAGGAGUCCAGUGACUGCAUGGAUGAAGUCCCUGUAGAGCAGCAGAAAGCACUCCGUGAAAGCCUAGAUAAUGAUGAUAUGACCCUCAGGGGUGAACAUCCAGCAGUCUCCAGAACUCCCCCUGACCAGGACCAGCUGGACCAGAGCAGGGAGGCGGUCAGAAAGCUAGAGGAGGAGCUACAGACUCUCCACUCCCAGCUUGACCUCGCUACCUCUGAGAUGACCCUCAGGAAGGAGCUGUGCUCCGAGCUGGAGGUCAAAGUUGAAGGGUUAGAGGUGAAGGUCCAACAGAUGGAGGAGGAGAGGUGUGGUGCCGCGGAGAAGAUUAGCGCUGCCCUAGUGGAGAGACGGACGCUAGGUUGGUUUUUAACAAUAAACCUAUCUCUUCAAAACACACCUUUGUUGACCCCCCCCAACGCCAUACUGUUGUACUUGUCUUUCUUGCACUAACACUUAUUAGCACUGAUUUGGCUUAUAGCUGCUUUUAUGUGGAAGGUUUCUACUCUCAAUAACGGUGAUACGUGAUUGUCUUACCUACCUUAGUUUAAUGCAGUAACUGUAAGUUCCUCUGGAUAAGUGUUCGCUAAAUGACCAAUAUGUCAAAAAGGUUGCUGUUUCAAUCUUUUGUCCUGUGUCCUGUGUAUUAUCAUUAAAAGGGUGUUUUAAUGAUGACAAUAAAAUGCAUUUAUUAUUAUCAGGUGACCAGAUCUCAGAGCUGACAGAGGAGGCAGAGUCCCUGAGACUGGAGCUGCAGACCUCCAAAUGUCAGCUCUCUGAUGUCAUGGAGAUGCUGGAGACACUGGAGAUGGCCAAAGGUAAGGACCAGAAACCCAAAUUGUGGAACUCUGGAAAUGACAAAUUCUAUUAUCUAAUUUAAUCUUUGUAUUAUGCAUCAUUUGAAUAGUGCUAGCAUCUAAUUGGUUCCAUUUUAGUGCUUUGGAUGAAUUAAGAGGUUAUGAUUCUUCCAUCCUGAAGGUGGUUGGGGCGAGAGGUUCUUCCAGGUAGAGAGCGAGCUGAAGAGGGUUUGUUCUGAGAAGGCCAAUCUGGAGAAACACAUCCUCUCAAUGGAGGCUGAUCUGGAGUGCCUGACAGAGCAGAAAGUCAAGCUGGAGGGAGAGAGAGAGGCUAGCCGCAGGGCUAAAGCAAACCUGGAACAGCAGCUGGCCACCCUCACCUCAGAGAGCGGACAGCUCAGACAGGAGCUCGUGUCCUGCGCUGAGGACAGAGACGAGCUGGAACGGUCAGUGUCACAGUGGAGGGAUAAGGCAGAGAGUCUGGAGAAGACAAACGUGGAUACUAGAGAGGUUAUUAAGAUCUUAGAGGAAGAUAUCAGAAACGGGAAGAGAGAAUCUAAUGUGGCGUCUGCUAACCUGGAGAGUCUGCAGAAAGAGAGAGGUCAGCUGGUGCUGCAGUGUCAGACACUAGAGAAGACCAUCACUCUGCAGAGCGGGGAGAAGGAAGACCUGAUUAACCAACUGAACAGCUUUAAAGAUAACCAGAGCUCUGCGAGCAGAGACACUGAGUCCAUGGCCUCUAAGAUCCAGUCUCUGGAAGGGGAGAUCUCUAGACUAGCCCAGUCUCUGGAGUCUUCUCUGCUAGAGAAAGGAGAGAUAGCCUCACGCCUCAACUCUACCCAGGAGGAGGUGGCCCAGAUGAGGUCGGGCAUCGAGAGGCUCCAGGUCCGCAUAGAGUCAGACGAGAGGAAGAAGAAACACAUAAGUGAACUGCUGAAGGCUGCCCAGAGGAAAGCUGAUGCUCUUCAGGACCAGAUAGACAAACAGGAGAGAGAGAGGGAAGAGGCUGACCAAAACCUAGAGGAGGCUGUGCUUCAGGCUGAGACGGCCAUGGCCCAACUAGAAGAGUUUGAGGAAGAGAAGAAGGAACUGGCCAAGAAGAUUGAGGAGAUGACCGCCGAACUGGACAGCCUGAGAAAUGAGAAGGAGAGGCUUGAGGGAGCGCUCUCCCUGAAGAACGCAGAGAUUGAGGAGAUGACCACCGAACUGGACAGCCUGAGAAAUGAGAAGGAGAGGCUUGAGGGAGCGCUCUCCCUGAAGAACGCAGAGAUUGAGGAGAUGAAGGCAGCAAACCGAGCUGCCACUGAGGAGCUGGAGAUUGGGAUGAGAGAGGCUGAGGAGAAACAGAGGGCAGAGGUGGAGGGGUUACAGGCCCAGCUUGGCUCUGUGAGCUCUGAGCUGCAGACACGCAGAGAAGACCUGGAGGGGGAGAAGGAGAGAAUGGUGUCUCUAGCGGCGGAGUGGGAGAAGGAGCGGGAGAGGCUGCAGCACUUAGUAGGGGAAUGGAAGACUGAGGGGGAGAGGCUGAAGAAAGAGGUGGAGCGACUGCAGGCUUUGGAGGUCGAGUGGGAGAAGGAGAGAGAGAUGCUGACUCUGAGAAUGCAGGAGGAUGUGGAGGCACAUCAGAGAGAGAUGGAGGACUUCAGAGAGAACCACAACACCCUGCAGCAAGAGAUCGAGAAGCUGCAGGCGCUACUGUCUGAGUGUGAGCAGAAAGAACAGGCUCAGUCUGCAGAGAGACUAGAACUACAGCAGCAGGCAGAAAGCUAUAAGGUCAGUGGGUUGAUAUAGUCAUAUUGUAGUCCUAUUGAUAUCGUGUUGAAUAGCCUAUAUUCUUAGUAUGUGGGGUUUUCAUUCAUACGAGACAGGAAUGAUUUUGGUACUUUGUUUGGUCUUCUUUCUAACACACUACUGACUCCUCCCUGCGUCUCCUCCCUAGUUAUCCCUGGAGGAGGUUACCUCAGAGAAGGAGGUGCUGAAGGCACAGCAGGAGGAGGAGGUGGCAGCCCUUAGGGGUGAGCUGACCUCGGAGAAGGAGGUGCUGAGGGGACAGUUGGCUGCAGCGGAGGAGAAGAUCAGAGGUCAGCUGUCAGAGCUGAGCAGCCUGAGAACCAGAAUGGAGGAGCUCAGAACUUCCAUCACGGAGCAGGACAGCAGCAAACAGGUAUACAGCACUUGUCACAUUGUGUUGCUUUACAGCCUGGAAUUUCAGUGCGUUAAAUUAGGAGUGAAAACCACUUAAAAACAAUUGAUUCAACCAAAAAAAAUCUGUAAGUGAUUAUUAUGGUGACUAAUAUUAUUUCUCUCUGGAGGUAUCUGAGUUGAGCUCCAGAGUGGUCCAUCUGUCUAAGCAGAGGGACGCAGCCCUCAGUAAGAUGAGUCUGUGGAUGAACUCCUGUAAACAGCUGGAGAAGGAGAGGGAGGCUCUUGUUCUGGAGACCCAGCAACUACAGGCCAGCCAGACACCAGGUACCAUUAUCUACUACAUCACCAUCAAUAAUGAUUUAAAUAUCAUUCAUGUAUGAAAACAGUAGGGCCCCCAGAAUUUAACCCUGGGGAACCCCACAAGAAUACUUACACAAUCUGAAGUUAUUUCAAAUAAUGUAACAUCAUAUAGAGUUAAUUGACAGGAACAAUGCACAUUAAUCAUAAUUUCUGUAAACGUUGCUAAAACACAGAAUUUCUUUUCUUCCUCUCAUGUAAAACACCUUUAAUGUAAAAUCUUCCUGUAGUUCCAGCUGGUGAAGGGAGCAGUGAGGAGGUGCAGACUGAACUCAAAGAGUUGAAGAAAGCUCUAGAGGAGAGGAGUGAGGAGGUGCAGGAGCUCAGCAAGACUCUAGAAGAGAGGAGCAGGGAGUUGGAGGUUCAGAAGAGGAGCAGUGAGGCUGAAUUGGAGGAGCUCACUGAAUCCUUGGAGGAGAGGAGCAGGGAGGCGGACGAGAGCAUGGAUAAAUACUGCAGCCUGAUGGUCCGUGUCCACAAGCUGGAGGAGACCAACGACAUGCUGAAAACACGCCUGGAGCGCCUUGUCACGCAGACCGCUAACAACACGGCUAGCAACACGGCUAACAACGCUAGCAACACGGCUAACAACGCUAGCAACACGGCUAACAACGCUAGCAACACGGCUAACAACGCUAGCAACACGGCUAACAACGCUAGCAACACGGCUAACAACGCUAGCAACAAAACACCCAGGAGAAAGUCAGGCAGGAGGUCAGCCGCCAGGGCACAGGAAGCACUCAUCCCGUCGGCUCUCGUGGAGGCAGACUCUGAGAACACGGUGCCUGCUGGUCAGGGGUCUUUGGGGAAGAGGGGUUGUGGUGCGCUAGCAGCUAGCGACAACAGCAACACUCCAUUUAAAGCCCAAGAGGCCCUGCUGAACACUGCCAAGAGGGUCAAAGCAACGGCAACCACGUCCAAACCAGGAAGUAGACAGGAAGAGGAGGAGUUUAGGCCAGAGGGACUUCCUGAGCUGGUGCAGAGAGGUGAGACCUGGGAACAUAGUGUAUGGAUGAUGGAUUCCAACAACAACUUUGUUCUUAUUGAAGCAUAAUAACCUGAGCUACUACUAUCAGCCUCAAUUUGUCUCUCUCUCUGUCUCUCAGGGUUUGCUGAUAUCCCUCUAGGAGAGGCCAGUCCCUAUAUCAUAAGGAGAACCGCAGUGCAGCGCUGUAGCCCUCGUCUGGCCGCCGCACGGCACACUGCCACCACCCCCUCUGCAGCCCCCCAACACAAGGUGAGUUUUACACACACACACAGAGCACCUGCAGAUUGUCACAUGCACCUAGCAGCCAGAAACAAAGGCCCACACUGCACACAAAACACACACCCACACCCACAGGGGGCAGCAGAGUCCAGAAGGUGAGCCACACUGCAGUUAAAUUACACUGAGUGUCAUUGGCCAGCUGAGAGUGACAUAAGUCCAGAUAAACAAUGUGCCAUGGGAGAGAUGGAGAUGGUUAUAUUCAGUCAGUCAGCCAAUUUUUUUUAUUUGUAUUUAACCUUUAUUUAACUAGGCAAUGCAGUUAUGAACAAAUUCUUAUUUACAAUGACGGCCUACACCGGCCAAACCCGGACGACGCUGGGACAAUUGUGCGCCGCCCUAUGGUACUCCCAAUCACGGCCGGUGGUGAUACAGCCUGGAAUCGAACCAGGGGGUCUGUAGUGACGCCUCAAGCACUGAGAUGCAGUGCCUUAGACCGCUGCCCCACUCGGGAGCCCAGCCUAACCUGGGUCACAUCUGCAAUGGGGACCCUCUUUUCUCGGCUUAGAAAAUCACUCUUGACUACGGCUCGCUGAAGACCUGAUAACAUACACGUUCACUCACACACACUCAUGUCAGUAGCUAGGUUUACAUCCAAUUGGCGACACAUUUUCAUGCGAAUAUUCUAAAAUCUGCAUAAAACGAUAUGCACAUUUUCCCACCAGAGAUGUUUCCAUCAAUUUUGACUUGUUGUAGAUAAAAGGCUGUGUGAUGACGUAGUGCACAUACAAAUUACUUCUGCUAUUAAAUUCCUGUGUACCCAAUAAAAUAAAAAAAUGGCUAAAUGAGUUUCCAUCGCAUUUCAACUCUACUUAUGGUUUUGUCACAAAACAAUUUGCGUUAUAUAGAGAAUGUGCCCACUGGUCUUAGCAAGUGCGCUCUAGCCAACAGCUCGCAGUGAGGGAAGGCUACCUACAUUAUUAUUUUUAUAUGUCAAAUGACAACCAAGCAUUGAUCAUGUAACCAGAAUAAGACCCUCAAUAUUUAUUGGAAAGGAGCAUCAAGUUCAUCACCGUGCACUUUCACCAUCCUGUGAAGUUCAUCAUAACUGAUUUAAUUUGUAGCCUAACUGCGUGCUUUCCCUAGUCGUCGUGGGAGGACCACACAACAUAUCAUUGUGUGACCGCCAUUUCUGGCAUAAUUAAUUUUACAGACACAGAAAGAUGCCACCAUGUCAAAUGAACUAAUUGUCUGCAUUUAUAGAAUUGUACCGGCAUUUCCUGUUUCAAUCAGCUUUUUCCUCUCUCGGGCCCAUUCAGGAGUAGCACUGAAAGAACACCCUCUCCAUAACUCCGGUUUAAUGGAAGAUCACAUGCAUAUUGGGGGCAUAUUAACUUGUGGUGAAGCCUCCCUGUGGUAGUUGCAGAGCUCAGGAGGUUGGUGGCACCUUAAUUGGGGAGGAGGGCUCGUGGUAAUGGCUGAAGUGGAAUUAGUGGAAUGGUAUCAAAUGCAUCAAACACACGGUUUCCAUGUGUUUGAUGCCAUUCCAUUUGCUCCGUUCCAGACAUUAUUAUGAGCCGUCCUUCCCUCAGCAGCCUCCUGUAUUGCAGAGGGACUUUGUUAUACUGUAACUAGCUCGUCAUACCACCAGGUACCUUAGAAGCCGGAGGGGUGGACCCUUUAACUUUAGGACGACUGGAAGAGUCCACUCAUGUCUCUGUCCAUAACAUGUCCAUUAACCCUGCAGGUGCUGGAGCCCCUGGCCCUCCAGAGCCCUGCUGGCAUGGCAACUCUGUCUGACAGCCCUGUUGGGAAAGGCCUGUGUGUUAGUCCCGCCUCCAGCGGCGAGGAGAGGCGUGGCCGUCGGUCCCUGAGCACACGGAAGACUCCGGAACAGAGGGAGAAACGCAAAGAGGCCAUGAUGACAUCCUCACGCCAAGAGGAGAACUGCCAAGUGCAGUAA
Messenger RNA from Coregonus sp. 'balchen', 16634 nucleotides. Lineage: Eukaryota; Metazoa; Chordata; Actinopteri; Salmoniformes; Salmonidae. The record is from the annotation of a GenBank genome assembly.